Musa acuminata AAA Group (dessert banana) is the source of this 1095-nucleotide messenger RNA. RefSeq names its product chalcone isomerase-like protein 1. Gene Ontology annotation, biological process: fatty acid metabolic process. The record is from RefSeq and is a predicted model, not a curated record. Gene Ontology annotation, molecular function: intramolecular lyase activity; fatty acid binding. NCBI's taxonomy places the organism in Eukaryota, Viridiplantae, Streptophyta, Magnoliopsida, Zingiberales, Musaceae. The transcript has 4 exons. Gene Ontology annotation, cellular component: chloroplast stroma. The coding region runs from base 211 to 852 and encodes 213 amino acids.
GUCCAAUUCAAGGCAGUUUAGUAGGCAAUAAAAUCUGAAUGAAUGAGUCACCGCCCUCGAUGGUUGAAUGCCCUUCCCUUCCCUUGUCGUUUUGAUCCACAGGUUGAAUGCCCUCAACCGCCACGCACCGAUCUUUAAGCUCCGAUGCCCUCGUUGCCUUCUUAUACAUGCGUUUGAGUUCUCGCUCGGUACCCCACCUGCUGUCACACAAUGCAAGCGGAAGUAGGCAGGAAGGAGGAGGAGAAGAUGGAAGUGGAGCCCAAGACUGGAGUCUCGUUUCCUGCGAAGCUACCUGAUGGGAAGCAGCUGUGUGCCACCGGGUUAAGGAGAAGGAAACUUCUGGCGUUCGGCGUCAACUUCUACGCCUUCGGAAUGUACGUCCACAUUGAUGCUCGGUCGAAGGAGCUUCUCAUGGCGAAGCUUGGCGAGGCCGCAGAGAAACCCUGUAAGGAACUGUACGAGGCAGUGAUCGACGGCGACGUGGGCAUCGCUGUGAGGCUGGUGAUAGUGUUCAAAGGCCUCACCAUGAGCAUGGUGAGGAAGUCCUUCGAUGAAGGCCUCGUUGGAUCACUGAAGAAGCUCACCGAUGGGCAGAAGAACGAGGAGCUCAUCAAGAAGGUCAUGGCAGCAGCGAAAGAUGGCACUAAACUGCCUCCUGGAUCGGUCAUCGAGAUAACUCGGCUUCCUGGACAAGUGCUGCAGGCCAAGGUGAAAGAUGAGCUGGUGAGCAAGGUGGAGAGUGAGUUGCUGUGCAGAGCUUACUUCCACUUGUAUCUGGGUGAUGAUCCAUUCGACAAGGAGGCCAAAGAGAGAUUUGGAAGAACGCUGGUCUCUUCUCUUUCGGCUCCAUAGGAUAAAAGGAGUACGAGUGGGAAUAAUAAAGGCUGCUUUCGUUUUGCUGCAACAAUGGAGGUUUUCUAUCUACAUGCACAUUUAGCUCAAUGUGUGUGAGUUACUGGAAGUGCAUGUGAUAUGUUACGGCAUUCACAUAUACUUGUUAUCUCUUGUACGUUUGAUGCCUUAAAAGCACUUAGUUAUGGAGUUCUAAGGUACCUAAUAAACAUAUAAUAAUAAUCUCGGGCGAAUUUCCAAAAA